AUCAUGUAUCAAUUACACUUGUCCUCAACCAACUUCUACUCAAUUUUCCAGGCGAUCGGCAGAUUAGGUGGCCACCCAAUGAAGCAGGAGUGUGAUAAAGUGAAAACAAAGAUAUUGGAUCAGACAAACCAAGAAAUAAUGUUAGACAUUAAACGUUCAAAUGAUGAAAUUAAAGAAUUAAAACAAUCAGUCGAAAGUUUAAAAAUAGCAAAUGCUGAUUUUACAAUGGAAGUCGAAAAGUUAAAAGAUACUGUGCCUUGGAAUGUCAGAGCACAAUUCAAUCAGAUCCUUAUUGAGUGGAAGGAAAAUGACAGGAUGUUUAUAACAACCAGAGCUGCCAAACAUGUACUGACAUGUAUAAAGGAGAACAGCUGUGUGACUAUUACUGCUAGUUCCGGUGUUGGUAAGACGGCCACACUCCGACAUGUGGUAUUACAGAUGGCUGCAGAAGGGUUCGAUGUACUGCUAGUGACAAACCCAGGUGACAUUGUCAAGUUUUAUAACCCGAACCACAAAACAUUGUUUGUUAUAGAUGAUUUAUGUGGGAACUACUCUUUAAACCAGACUGAUAUAAAAAUUUGGGAACCAUUCAUUGAUCGAAUUACAAAGAUUCUUACAAAAAACCUUGCUAAGAUAAUUACAGCUUGUCGAUUCCAAGUGUAUCAGGAUGACAAAUUCAAAUCUUUAUCAAUUUUCAAAUCAUGUGUAUGUAACCUUUUAUCAGAUAGCAUGUGCUUGACAAAAGUUGAAAAAGAGUCAAUAGCUGAAAUAUAUCUUAAAACUAAAGCUCUUGAUGUUACAGAUUGUUAUGAUUUAUAUGAUUGCUUCCCACUUUUGUGCAAAUUGUAUCGAGAAAAUCCUUCACUUGAUAUCAGAGAUUUCUUUUGUAAGCCUUUUUCAGUUUAUGAACAGGAGAUUGACAUGCUGCAGAUAAAAGGAUUUCCCAGUAAAUACUGUGCUUUGGCUUUAUGUGUGAUAUUUAACAACAAUUUAAUGGAAGAAACGUUAACAGAGGAGGUGAAUGAAGAAACAAGAGCCAUCAUUGAGAAUACAUUUGAGGCAUGUAAACUGGACAGAGGAACCUCAAGGCUUGUAAUACAGGAUGAACUGAACUCAUUAAUACACACAUUCCUGAAAAAAGAACAAAACAUAUACAAAACAAUUCAUGAUAAAAUAUUUGACUUCUUAGUGUACUACUUCGGAAAGAAAAUAAUCAACUGUUUAAUAAAGAAUGCACAUAGUGGUUUGAUCAACGAAAGAUUUUUGUUACAAAAACAAGAGAAUGCGGAUCAGUUUAUAUCAAUUGUACCUCCUAAGUAUCAUCAAAGGUUCAUACAAAGAAUGAUUGAUGACUGGUCAAAGGGUGAGGUUAUCGAAGUGUUUUGUAACAUGAAUAUGGAAAUACCUCAGUUCAAACAGAGACUUCUCAGUUAUUUGAAUGGACUAGAAACAUCUUACCAAAGACAAUUAGCACACACCUGUGAUGUACAUUAUGAUGAUACUGUACUGUUACAGUUAUGUUUUGAUGGUCAUAUUCCUAUGAUUUCUUGGUGCUUUAAUCAUAGUGUUGAUGUUAAUCAAUGUAGAAAUAAUGAGAUGACCCCAUUGCAUGUUGCUGUUAGUAAGUGUUCGACAAAAAUAGUAAGGAUGUUGUUAGACAUAAGAGCCGAUUAUAAUAAAUGUGAAAGCAGUGGUUGGUCCCCUGUAAUGAGGGCUUCUUUUGAGGGACAUACAGAAAUAGUAAGGAUAUUGUUAGAUGUAGGAGCAAAUUAUAAUAAAUGUGAAAAUGAUGGCUGGUCACCUUUAAUGUUUGCUUGUACACAUGGACAUACAGAAAUAGUAAGCAUGUUGUUAGACAUAGGAGCAGAUUAUGAUAAAUGUGCAAAUGAUGGUUGGUCACCUGUAAUGCUUGCUUGUAGUAAUGGACAUACAGAAAUAGUGAAAAUGUUGCUAGACAUAGGAGCAGAUUAUAAUAAAUGCGGUAAUGAUGGUUGGUCACCUGUAAUAUGUGCGUGUAGUGAGGGUCAUACAAAAAUACUGAGGAUGUUGUUAGACAUAGGAGCAGAUUAUAAUAAAUGUAAACAUGAUGGUUGGUCCCCUGUAAUGUUUUCUUGUAGUUGUGGAUAUACAGAAAUAGUAAGGAUAUUGUUAGAUGUAGGAGCAAAUUAUAAUAAAUGUGAAAAUGAUGGCUGGUCACCUUUAAUGGUUGCUUGUACAUAUGGACAUACAGAAAUAGUAAGCAUGUUGUUAGACAUAGGAGCAGAUUACGAUAAAUGUGAAAAUGAUGGUUGGUCACCUGUAAUGCUUGCUUGUAGUAAUGGACAUACAGAAAUAGUGAGAAUGUUGCUAGACAUAGGAGCAGAUUAUAAUAAAUGCGGUAAUGAUGGUUGGUCACCUGUAAUAUGUGCGUGUAGUGAGGGACAUACAAACAUAGUGAGUAUGUUGUUAGACAUAGGAGCAGAUUAUAAUAAAUGUAAACAUGAUGGUUGGUCACCUGUUAUGUUUUCUUGUAGUUGUGGAUAUACAGAACUAGUACGGAUGUUGCUAGACAUAGGAGCAGAUUACAAUGAAUGUGAAAAUGAUGGUUGGUCACCUUAAAUGUUU
Molecule: messenger RNA, 2604 nt
Organism: Mytilus californianus (California mussel)
Lineage: Eukaryota; Metazoa; Mollusca; Bivalvia; Mytilida; Mytilidae
Product: ankyrin-3-like
Exons: 2
Coding region: 4-2598 (864 amino acids)
Cellular component (GO): cytoplasm
Molecular function (GO): protein binding
Source: RefSeq, a predicted model, not a curated record